AUGGAGACCAAACCGGUCAUCACCUGCCUUAAAACCCUCCUCAUCGUCUACUCCUUCGUCUUCUGGAUAACAGGGGCCAUCCUGCUGGCCGUGGGAGUAUGGGGGAAGUUGAUGCUUGGCCCGUACAUCUCCCUGAUAGCCGACAACUCCACCAACGCCCCGUAUGUCCUCAUUGGCACCGGCACCGUCAUCAUCGUCUUCGGCCUGUUCGGAUGCUUCGCCACCUGCAGAGGAAGCCCAUGGAUGCUGAAGCUGUACGCCAUGUUUCUGUCGCUCGUCUUCCUCGCCGAGUUGGUGGCCGGGAUCUCUGGAUUUGUGUUUCGCCAUGAGAUAAAGGGAACCUUUCACAGGACGUAUAAUGACGCAGUCCUGAACUACAAUGCUGAGGACGAGGCGAGCCGCGCUGUGGACAACUUGCAGCACAAGCUGCGUUGCUGUGGAGUGUAUAACUACAGCAGCUGGUUGGCCAGUGUGUAUUACCCCUCCAACGGUAUUCCUGCCAGCUGCUGCUUUAACUCCUCCGACUGCAACCAAGAAGACCUCCGCAAUGCAACCAUAGCCCCGACCAAGGUCUUCCAACAGGGCUGCUAUGAGCUGGUCACUUCAUUCAUGGAAACCAACAUGGCCAUCAUUGCAGGAGUGACGUUUGGGAUCGCCUUCUCACAGCUGAUUGGCAUGUUGCUGGCCUGCUGUCUGUCCAGGAUCAUCACAGCCAAUCAGUAUGAGAUGGUCUAG
Messenger RNA from Pleuronectes platessa (European plaice), 735 nucleotides. RefSeq names its product tetraspanin 7b (gene tspan7). NCBI's taxonomy places the organism in Eukaryota, Metazoa, Chordata, Actinopteri, Pleuronectiformes, Pleuronectidae. Bases 1 to 735 code for a protein of 244 amino acids. The transcript is spliced from 7 exons. The record is from RefSeq and is a predicted model, not a curated record. Gene Ontology annotation, cellular component: membrane.